AUGGGCUCAUCAACAGCCUCCCCAUUCACUGGCUUUGCUGGUUUGACCAGUUCGGUGCUUUCUGGAAUGCCUCGCUGGGGAGUCAAGUGGCAUUCCAGACGAUGUUGUCCAUCGUUCAACAUUGUGGGACAGUGGGCGACGGCCACCAGCGUGGACUUCUCGCUGGCCCAGCUCAUCCAGGUGAUCAUCUUGCUGGCCACCGGCGGCACCAACAGCGGCGGCUACCUCGCGUCCAAGUACGUCGUGCUGGCGAUCUACGGCUUCAUCCUCAUCCUCCAUGGCCUCAUCAACAGCCUCCCCAUCCACUGGCUCUCAUGGUUUGGGCAGCUCGGCGCUUUCUGGAACGCUGCAGGUGUGUUUGUGCUGGUGAUCUUGAUUCCGUCUGUUGCCAAGGAGCGAUCGAGUGCCGAGUUCAUCUUCACGCACCUCAACACGGACAAUGGCAUGGGCAUUCAUAACAAGGCUUACAUUCUAGGCGUGGGGCUGUUGAUGAGCAACUACUGCAUGAUCGGCUACGAUACAUCUGCUCAUAUGACAGAAGAAACGAAGAACGCUGAUAGGAGCGGUCCGAUUGGGAUUGUCACUUCGGUCGUUCUCUCAAACAUCUUUGGGUGGAUUUACCUAGUGACCCUGACUUCAGUUGUGACAGACAUCCCGUACCUGCUAAGUGCCGAUAAUGACGCAGGCGGCUAUGCCAUCGCUCAGGCUCUCUACACCAUAUUCAACCAGAGGUAUGGCAGUGGUGUUGGUGGGCUCGUGUGCCUCGGCGUCAUUGCUGUCGCCAUGUUCCUCUGCGGUGUUGCGUGCAUAACGAGCAACUCAAGGAUGGGGUAUGCCUUCUCAAGGGACGGAGCCAUGCCGUACUCGCACCUUUGGCACCGGGUGAACAAGCACGAGGUGCCAUUGAACAUUGUCUGGCUCUCCGUGCUCGUGGCCUUCGCCAUGGCUCUCACGUCAUUGGGGAGUCAGGUAGCAUUCCAGGCGAUGGUAUCCAUUGCGACACUAGGGUUGUACAUCUCCUACGCGCUGCCCAUCUUCUUCCGGGUGACGACCGCCCGAAAGUCAUUCGUCCGAGGGCCGUUUCACCUCGGUAGGUACGGUGUGAUCAUCGGCUGGGCUGCCGUGCUGUGGGUGGCCUUCAUCACCGUGCUAUUCUCGCUGCCGGUAGCAUACCCUGUGGGAAAGGACGUCUUCAACUACACGCCGGUUGCCGUUGGCGGGGUGUUGUUGCUCAGCGUUGGCUCUUGGGUCUUCCAUGCUCGGUUCUGGUUCAAGGGACCCAUCGUGAACGUUGACACAUACUAG
This is a messenger RNA of Triticum turgidum subsp. durum (durum wheat), 1305 nucleotides long. NCBI's taxonomy places the organism in Eukaryota, Viridiplantae, Streptophyta, Magnoliopsida, Poales, Poaceae. The record is from the annotation of a GenBank genome assembly.